CACAGGGAUGACAGUACAAAUGAUAGGUACCCAUAACCCGCUAUUUUCCCGACCAGACCUGAUCGGGAGCUGAAGCUGCCGCGCCAGACGUGUUUGCCUUGCCGACUGGGAAGCACUUGCAUUUACAACCACCAACCUUCAGCCCGGUCUAGCCAUUGAGCUGUCCUCACCCAAAACGAGCCUCUUUACUAUUACAAUAACGAUAUAGCACGGACGGCCCCAGUUCACAUCUAAACCUCAACACAUCCACAAUAAUUGGAGCCAUAUCGUCAGCUUCUUUCAAUCCAAAGCCAGACAUUUUGACGCCAUGUCGUCACCUUUCUCCAUAAACGGCGGCGCCUGCGUAGCCAUGGUGGGCAAGGACUGCGUCGCCAUCGCCUGCGACCUGCGCCUCGGCCUGCAGUCGCUCACGGUGUCGAACAAUUUUCCCAAGAUCUUCCGCUACGGCGACGUCUUCCUGGGCCUGACCGGCCUGGCCACCGACGUGUCCACCGUGUCGGACCUGUUCCGGUACAAGGUGAACAUGUACCGCUUGCGCGAGGAGCGCAAUAUCGCGCCCACUACCUUCGCCAACCUGGUGUCCUCGUCCUUGUACGAGCGUCGCUUUGGCCCCUUCUUCGUCAGCCCCGUCGUCGCCGGCCUCGAGCCCAAGUCCGGGAAGCCCUUCAUCUGCGGGUUCGACUCUAUCGGCUGCAUUGAUUUCGCCAAGGACUUCAUCGUCUCCGGCACCGCCUCCGAGCAGCUGUUCGGCAUGUGUGAGAGCUUGUGGGAGCCCGAUCUGGGACCCGACGACCUCUUCGAGACAAUCUCCCAGGCUCUGUUGAGCGCCGUGGACCGAGAUGCUCUAUCAGGAUGGGGUGCACACGUGUACAUUAUUGAGAAGGACAAGGUCACCAAGAGAUUAUUGAAGGGCAGACAAGACUAAGGGAGCCAAAUUACCUACUCUGAUACCAAUAUACCAGGUUACGUUAGCUACUAUACUAAGUAGCUAGUGAUCUGAAAUGGUACAUUGGUCCUGUUAAACCAAACCCAAGAGUGGGCAUGGCCCGAUGAUAGUCCUUGGGGCAGUGUCAACGAAGCCUGACAAGCAAGAGCAGACAUGCGAUGGCGAAGAGAAUCCAUCGUUGUGCUACCAUUUUAGAUAGUACCUCGUUCAGGGCCACUAAUGACAAGACAUUAUUUCAGAUCAACAA
Annulohypoxylon truncatum is the source of this 1193-nucleotide messenger RNA. RefSeq names its product proteasome component PUP3. Gene Ontology annotation, cellular component: proteasome core complex; proteasome core complex, beta-subunit complex. NCBI's taxonomy places the organism in Eukaryota, Fungi, Ascomycota, Sordariomycetes, Xylariales, Hypoxylaceae. Gene Ontology annotation, biological process: proteasome-mediated ubiquitin-dependent protein catabolic process. The transcript has 4 exons. The coding region runs from base 308 to 925 and encodes 205 amino acids. The record is from RefSeq and is a predicted model, not a curated record.